CGUAGAUCCCAAUCAUCAUUCAUCAGGGCAAUCAUGCAUCCAAAAAUAAGGAAGCUGAGAAUCUGUGCCUGAAGAUCUGUACUAGUAUAGGCACAAUUAUCAUCAUCAUCAUCAUCAUCAUCAUCAUCAUCAUAAGUAUUGAGAUUUUGAAUUUUCCGCAUCGAUUUUUGUAUUUGUAAUUGUUCCGCAACGAUUCCUCUAAUUUGGUUUGUGGUCUCCCCGAAGAUUCCCUUUUAUCCCAUUAAAGUUUCAGAAGUACUUUGUUAGAAGGAUCGAGGUAACUACCUUAACCUUAUUUUCCGAUCAUAAUGAACUUCAAAAUUUUCGCAUGAUGAUAGUGGUAGAAGAAGUAGGUUGCAUUUUUUGAUGUGAGUUGACUUUUUGGACUGUUACUUUGUACCUCCACGACCUCUCAAAUAGGUUACUAGCUACUGGUUCUUUUCUAGUAGAAUUACUCUCUGCUACUUCUUGAUCAAAACCACAUUACCUCAACUACUUCUAGCAGGAAGACACUUCUAGCAGGAAGAUCAUCAGGCACAUUCCUACAGUCUCAGGCACAUUCCUUCAGUCAUUCAUCUUGCAGCCUUCCUUCUUGAGCAUCACACGACUCACAACUACAACUACUUGUAGCAUCACCUUCUUCUCGCUUCGUCUACUUCUUCUUCUCCACGUCACUCACCAAUUGUUCAAAAAAAAUGUCGUACGGUUGUAGGCCGCUUACUGUACACCACCUUUCCGAUCUCGGUCUGUUUGUCAUUCCGGCGCAACUGCGUGGGCUACUUAGUAAGGUAUUCUACAAGUUUCGUUUUUUUUUUGAGCUUAUGCUCCUUUUCUACGCAUGUUGAGGUAAGGCGUUCCGAGCGAUCUUCGUUAUUGUGUGGGUUAGCGUUCUAUGAGUCUUUAUUUUUGUAUCUACUUAACUACAAGUGCAAGUGAAGUCAUCAGUCAUUACGCACAGUAAUUUUUGUACCAAACCUCUCUUCAGGAGCCACAGCCUGCGACCGGCACAAGCCCCGCCCAACAGGGUGCGACCGCUACCACCGCCACAACUGUGAAGGAGGUGAAGAAACAGCUACUUGAGCCAGCAGAAUAUACAGUAAAGGUGCAGCGAUUGUAUGCGAAGAGAAAGCCGAAUACCAAGGUGUCGUGGGGUGGCUACGGAUGUGUACAGAAAAUUUCAGGCGUUCACGACGCCGCGGCCGCAAGCAAGGACAAGGAGAACAAAAAUGGUGCAGCACAGGCGAACAACAAGGGGGACAAAGGUUAUGACACAGUUCGUUCAUGUACUUGAUAUGACUCCCUCCUGUAUAUGUUGUUGUAUAUGCUACUAGUCAUCUGGUGUCAUCAUGAUCAUGGUUGUUGUUUGAAAACUAUAAAAGUUGAGGUAGUUUGUUUUAUUCGUUGCUACAACGAACAGCGUGAGCCAUGACGCGGCUGAUAUACUUACGUAGUAUUAAGACUAAGAAAUAAUAAAAGAAUGGAAAAACCGAUUAUUCAUCCCACCAGCUACUUUCAUACCCCAGCAGCGCCUUCCAGUCCAAAGUCCAAGAGCCCUUUGCCUCGCAAAACCCUCGAUCCUAGGACCGGGAGUGUCAUAGAAGUAGUCCCGAACGAGCAUUUCGACGACCGAGCUGCAUUUUGGAAAACGUGGAGGUCGAAUCUGAAGGAUAUGAGUUUAUGAAGGGCAUGAAGGGCUACACUUAGUAGAAGUAGUGUUUGUUCAUGUUGUAUUUUUAUUGUUCUUCAGUGUAAAAACGCCCUACACGGGUGGUCAACCCCGCUUUUACCCACACGUCCUCCUUGGGGCGCUCUGCUAAAGCUCGUGGUCCCACCAGGUGUGGCGGCUCAGCGGCGGCAUCCUAUCCUAUGUAUCCUAUCAUCUAGAUUUCGUUGACAUGAUUUAGUAUGACAUUUCUCCUCUCCAAUUCCCGCGUACCUUGCGAAAUACGAACAGUUUGGCCCUGAGGUGGAUAACGUCAAUCUUGCCAUCUUCGAGGUGAAGCCUGUCGGACAGACGAUUUAUCAAAGCGCUUUUGAACGCUACGAUCAGCAUGGGAAGGCGUGAAGCAACAGGUGCUUUGGAGGGAUAUUUCUUAGAAGACCGAUUUUCCCUUAUGGGUUCGUUGAGGCUCUGAUGGAGUAUAAACGGAUGAACGGGUUUGAAUCGGACCUGUAAGGGACUCCACGUCAAGAGGUCGUUGUAAAUGCAAAUCGUAUACAUUUGGAUAUUGUUUCUCAAACAGACACAGAAGUGCGCUUGUCUAAAUUUUCUCUUGGGCACACAUCGUACUACAAUUCAUUUUUUCAUUGACUUUUUCACGCAGCUUACUAUGUUCAUAGAAAAAAAAGUACCUUCAUGGAAGAUCAGCAUCAGAUAAGACAAGAAUGUAGCACCAGCUGGUUGUCAAGUGAAGAUGUUGACGUCGUUCCUAAACAAUAGUUUUCUUUGUCCUGGUUCUUUCGCUCUCUCGUCUGGUUUCGCAGUAUGCCGUCAAAGGCAC
This is a messenger RNA of Amoebophrya sp. A25, 2501 nucleotides long. NCBI's taxonomy places the organism in Eukaryota, Dinophyceae, Syndiniales, Amoebophryaceae. The record is from the annotation of a GenBank genome assembly.